This is a messenger RNA of Stomoxys calcitrans (stable fly), 721 nucleotides long. RefSeq lists its product as uncharacterized. NCBI's taxonomy places the organism in Eukaryota, Metazoa, Arthropoda, Insecta, Diptera, Muscidae. Gene Ontology annotation, biological process: sleep; positive regulation of voltage-gated potassium channel activity; regulation of synaptic transmission, cholinergic. The transcript is spliced from 3 exons. The record is from RefSeq and is a predicted model, not a curated record. The coding region runs from base 108 to 548 and encodes 146 amino acids.
UUUCAGUCGUUCGUAGACGUUGUAGUUGAAGACAUUCGAGUAAAUUGUUUUUAAAGAAAACUUGUUUAAAGUCGAAAUUGAUUUUUUUUUCUCUAAAUAUUAUAAAAAUGGAAAAACAUAUUUUGGUUGUUUGUGCUAUUUUUGCCUUGUGUAUGGUUAACAACGCUAAUGCUAUUCAAUGUUAUAAGUGUAAAUCAACAAUUGAUGGUGGAUGUACUAAUGAAGCGCUGGAUAGUGCCACCACCUCCGUAAAAGUUGUUAAUUGCGAUGAUGAGCCAAAACCAAAUACAAUGGAACAAUAUAUGCCAGUAACCAGAUGUAACAAAGUUGUCUCAAGUGAUAAAGCCGGUCCAAUUGUUUCCCGCGACUGUCAUUUCCAAGUGGUUGGCACUAAGCCUGAUGUCUGCGCAGUUUCGCAUAACCAACAAGUUGAUAUGUGCUACAUUUGCUCUGGUGAUAAGUGUAACAGUUCCUCCUCCGCCGGACGUUUUGUGGCUUUGGGUUUGACUGCCAUCCUUGCUUUCGUAUCUAUGCAGUUCGCCUUGUAAUUUUCCCUUAUUUCUUAUACCUACUGUUUUCAUUUGUAAUUUAGAAGUGCCCACUGUUUGAGGUACCUGAUUAAGGUAAAAUUUAACAAAUUUGUUGUAAACGUAAAAUAAUUGUUGUAAAGUGAAUAAAAUACAAACUAAAAAAAAAGUUUUUUGUUGUAGGUACCGCUAAA